GCUGAAACCUGUGGCUCUUAACGUGCAAUUAACGGCUGCUUCAGGCUCAGUCAUCUGGGAGAGACGGAGAGAGGAAGGAGCUGCGGGCGAAGAGCGGCCAGGCCACGAAUCCCCCAGGCUGAGCUGCCGCCCGGCAAAACAGGCGAGGCAGCCGUGCACCUUGCAGUCCAGGAGUCUCAGGGUGCCACGCGUCCGGAGCUGUGUGCGAGCCUCCCUCGGCGAGCGCCAUGGCCACAGUCCAAAGAGAACAGGAGCUGAGAAUCCUGCUCAUUGGCAAAACGGGGACGGGCAAGAGCUCGACGGGGAACACCAUCCUGGGAGGCAAGGAGUUCGACAGCGCCGCCGCCGCCGGCUCCGUGACCAAGCACUGCGAGCGGAAGGAGGCCAUCUUCGAGGGCAGGAAGGUGAUCGUGGUCGACACCCCGGGGUUCUUCGACACCAAGCGGAAGCAGGUGUACACCUGGAAGGAUCUCGAGAAGUGCAUCGACCUGCUCCACCCCGGGCCCCACGCCAUCCUGGUGGUCAUCAAGAUAGGCAAGAUGACGGCCGAGGAGCAGAACGCCAUCCGGCAGGUGAAGAAGCUGUUCAGCAUCGAGGGGAGGCGCUUCCUCAUCCUCCUCUUCACCCACCGGGACCACCUGGACCACGAGGGCUCCACCCUGAGGGCCUUCCUGGCCGGCGCGGAGGGGGAGCUGCGGGAGAUGAUGGAUCUGUCCGCGAAUCGGUUCAUCACCUUCAACAACAACGCGGAGGACGAGGAAGAAAGGAAACACCAGGUCAGGGACCUGCUCAAGGAGAUCGACGACAUGGUGACGCUGAACGGCACAAAGCCAUGCUACAGCAAGGAACUGCUCAAGAAGGACCGCUGCGGCUGCUCCGUCAUGUGAGGGGGGCAGCCGGCGCUCCGGAAGGCGGGACGGAGGCCCGUUAGCCGAGGAGCCCGGAUCCAUCCUCCUGUGGGACAAGAUGCGGCCUCCUCAAGACAUGGAAUCCUGCAGGGCCCCCUUCCUCUUUCCUCCUCCUCCUCCCCCCCCCCCCCUGUUUCACUCCUCACCGCUCCCACUCUGCCAGGGCCGGCUUUCCCGCUCUUUGGUCCCUCGCCACCUGCCCUCCCUCCGCUUGGGGUCACGCGCUGCCCAGCCGCUCCUGCCCGACCGAAAGCUGCCCAGCGGAGCCUCCACUGGAAGAACCCCGGAAGGGCCGUGCUGGACUGGUCCACAGUCCGCGUGCUGCUCGGGCCGGGGCGAAACAGCUGCCGGGACGCAGGGUGGGGGUGUGACAGCCCCUUCC
Molecule: messenger RNA, 1290 nt
Organism: Varanus komodoensis (Komodo dragon)
Lineage: Eukaryota; Metazoa; Chordata; Lepidosauria; Squamata; Varanidae
Product: GTPase IMAP family member 4-like
Exons: 3
Coding region: 228-887 (219 amino acids)
Molecular function (GO): GTP binding
Source: RefSeq, a predicted model, not a curated record